This is a messenger RNA of Anopheles arabiensis, 2202 nucleotides long. RefSeq lists its product as uncharacterized. Gene Ontology annotation, molecular function: protein dimerization activity. Bases 550 to 2013 code for a protein of 487 amino acids. The record is from RefSeq and is a predicted model, not a curated record. Lineage: Eukaryota; Metazoa; Arthropoda; Insecta; Diptera; Culicidae. The transcript is spliced from 2 exons.
UCGUUAGAUUCUAAAAAUAAAAAGACAAACGCAAAAAAGAAAUGGAUCCAAAAAUACACAAGUCAUUGGGAGCAAAAAUUACCAUGGGUAACAAAAAGUAAGAAAGGAAAGACGUUUGCAUAUUGCAAAAUAUGUGACCUGGAUGUGAGAAGCACCGGUGGAUUAGCCGACUUAAAAAAACAUGGAAAAUCCACAAAACAUAUUAAUAAUAGUGGAAAAUUAAAACUACCAGGUAGUGUGUCUGUGUUGAAAGCAUUGACCACUCAAAAGGAUAAUACUAUAAAUGCAGAAUUGCAGAUUUCAGCUUGGGGUGCGGAACACAAUGUCUCUGCUAGAGAUUUAGAAAGUUUUGUUGAUCUUUCUAAACGCAUUUUUAAAGACUCCGAUAUUGCUCAAAGUUUAAAAUUAGGUAGAACAAAAAUUCAAGCUAUUCAAACCAAUGUUAUCGGUAAAGCUGGACUCGAGGAGCUUCUACAUAUUGUAAAAACUAACUGUUUCAGUUUACUAGUAGAUGAGUCAACAGACCUUUCGGGAGUGAAAUCCUUGGCCAUGAUCUUAAGAGCGAGCAUGUGGCAGAGCGAUCAACUUAUUGUACACGACUUUUUCUAUCAUAUCGAAACGGUAGUGGAUGCGAGCGCGGUUAACUUAUAUGAGAUGAUCAAAAAUAAGUUCGAGUUGGAUGGUGUUCCAUACAAAUCUAAAUUGAUCGGAUUCGGUUCCGAUGGUGCAAAUGUAAUGAUGGGCGCAUAUCACUCAGUGGCUAGCAUGAUUAAGCAAGAUUGCCCGAAUGUCUUCAUUAUAAAAUGCAUAUGCCAUUCCUUAGCUCUUUGCUCUUCAUAUGCUUGCAAACAUAUCCCAUGCACGGUUGAGCAGCUAUGUCGAGAUGUGUAUAAUUUUCUAAGCUCUGGAGGACAGCGUGGGAGUUAUUUUAAGGAACUACAAACAAUCGUCGCACUGAAGCCUCUUAAAAUGCUGCAUCCCUCUGCCACACGAUGGUUAUCGUUGGAAUCAGUAGUAAUACGCAUGUUGGAGAGGUAUGAUGUACUUUUGAUGUACUUCAAUUUUGUUGAUGUUCGCGCCGACAAAUCAACAAAAGAAAAAAUGAACGCGAUCCGGAUAGGUCUGGAAGAUCCAACAGUCAAGUUAUAUCUAACCUUCUUGAAGUAUAUUCUACCAAUAAUCAACCAGAUAAAUAGACUCUUUCAAUCAGAAUCACCUGAACUCUGCCGGCUCCACGGCGACAUUACAAGAUUAUAUCGAACAAUUCUGGACAACUUUUUAACUGCUCAAUAUAUGGACGGUCUUAAAGAUGUAAGCAAAGUUGUGUUCUGCCAGCAAAAUUACAAACCAAUAGAUAAGUUGUACAUCGGCACAGAAAGUAUGCAGCUAAUGGAACAACUCCUACACAACCACAUCAUAAGUCAACAAACAGCAAGGGAGGUCACAACAAAUAUGAUAAAUUUUUAUGUAACAUUAUGUAACCAAAUCACAAGCCGUAUCGAUUUAAGUGAUCCUAUUCUUAUUCAUUUUGCGAUAUUGGAUCCAAAUCAUGUAGCAAACAGGAAAUUUGAGGCAAUCUACCCAUUGCUAAAAAUGUUCCCUAACUUGAUAUCAGAAGCAGAGCUACAAGUCGCCGAUAUGGAGUAUCGGGAAACAAGGAACAUAGGGUUAAAGGAUUUCCAACCAGAGGAGUUGACUUCUAGUGUAGCUUUUUGGAAUAAAUGCUUAAUCGUACGGCGCUCUGAUGGAAAUUUUGCAUUUCCUGUACUGCGAAGAGUCGUACCUGCUUUGUUAUCUCUUCCACAUUCUUCGGCUUGCGUGGAAAGACUUUUUUCCCAGUAUAAUCUUAACAAAAACAAACUAAGGAAUCGUUUGUCACCCGAGGUAUUGGAAGGAUUAUUGGCUUCCAAAGAGUAUGUAAAGUUACAUAAAACAUCAAAUGGAGACAUCGAAAUCACCAGCGACAUGAAGAAGAAGUUAAACAGUAACAUGUAUAACAUGAAAAAUUGGUAAGAUGUUUAAAAGAAUAUAUAUUAUGGAUUGUCAUUCCAUUAACUAAACUGAGCUCUCUUAAAAAAAUUGCAGAAAUCCGCGAGCAAAAUUAGCCAAAAUGCUAAUCCUUAGAGUUUGAAAAGUCUCAAACAGGUCAUAAACGUUUCUGCUAUUAAUCUGGGAAACUGAGAACUAUGGUUUACAUUCAAG